GGGCCUGGCCAUUAUAGGUUUUACGCUUACCUUACAGAGUGAUUUAGAGUUAGACCAAUCAAACAAUGAAAGCUUAGUGUGGGAAAACAAACUCCUGCCUCCACUGAAUCACCUCUUGCGGUAGUUGGCCUGGUGCAAGCAGGAUUUCCUCCUCCCACACAAUUCCUUCCCCAGUUUUUCCCCUCAGAAGUUGAGGACUGUUACGCAGAGCUGCCUUGGAGAGCAGUAACUGACUCUCAUGGCUAUGUUUUUUGCUUGAAAGAUAGUAGCAACAUGUCUCUUGACUUGAUAAGAGACUUCAGGGACACGAGAUAACGUAGCUGCAGACUUUGAAACAACAGCCUGUUCAGUCUUCGCUGCAGGUCCUUGUUUUUGAACACACUGUAGAGUCUGUUGAGGUGUCCUUGAACUUGUUGAAACAUAACCUCAAUUAUGGUAAAAAGUUUGCCAGAUUAACAAAGGGGGGGAACGAGCCAGUUCGUUCUUUAACAGAAAGUGUAUUUGCAUUAGUUUUUGUUUUUCAAAUGCAAAUACCCUUAGUGUAAGGUGGGGGAGGGGCUAGUGAUUAUCUCAGCCAGGUGGGGAAGAGGACAAUCUCCUGCUGAGGUCCCGAAGAAGAUCCCUCCUCGGAAGCUGUUAUUUGCAGUGGUGCCAAAGAGCAGCAACCUCCUUUUCCAAGUGAGUCAUAGUUGUGUUUGCAGCAACUUUCCACGCUGCAGCGAUAAACUAGCAGGAAAUGGGAAAGAAUUCCCUCGUUGCUGGAACCAGUGCUUCUCCCUCUAUGGAGGAAUUCCACUAUCUCAGCUGAAUUUGCAACAAAACUUCCGCUUGGGGCUGCCACCAGUGCCUGUGCUGUGCGUGUUGACUCUCACAAGUAAAUCACAAUGCGUUCAGUGGGGCGUGCUCUUCCCGGCAUUCGUUUGAUGUGAGGCCUUAACUGGUUCACACCCACAGAACACUGGCUGGCUGAAUAAAUGGAGAAUGAAUCAGACCUGGAUUUUUCUGAGUUUUUAGCUGCUGAGCUGCGCAUCUGUGUGGAGCAGUAUCUACUCAAGAAGCUACCUGCUCAUCAUAUGUGAACAGGAAACGCACAGAGCAAAAAGUCUGACAUAGGCAAUAAAGUUAAACCACACUGCAUGAUGCUUUUGCCUCAUGGAAGGUUUUUUAACUAUGAGAUCCAACUGAUUGAGUGAAGGAUGCAGUUCAGGAAAAAGCUGUGGAGCAUCCUGGCCCUCUGCCUUGUAUUUUUCCUUUGGAAGGUUUACAAGGCUGUGUAUAUGGGCCCUUUGCCUUCCUCUGGAGAAUGGCCACUGAUGGAGUCUCCCUGGGAGGGAAAGAUGUGCAGCCAGAACAGGUGCACAGAGCAUAGCAAGUUGGACUGGUUUUGUGAUCACUUUGAUGCCUCGGUAAACUGCCUGCUGACUCUUAGAAAUCCAGAGGUCCCCUUGGAGGUUCUGCAGUGGUGGCUGAAGCUGCAAGGCUAUCAGGAUGGAAGCCAACUCCAGAAGAUAAUAAAGGACUUGUUUUACAUCCUUCACUCCCCUCCUGUUACAGUCCAGGAUUUUAGCCAGUGUGGAACAUGUGCUGUGGUGGGCAAUUCAGGGAGGCUGAAGGGCUCUAAAUAUGGAAAAAAGAUUGACUCUCACCACUUUGUGCUGAGGAUGAACACAGCACAAACUGCAGGUUUUGAGGAAGAUGUUGGUACAAGAACCACACACCAUUUCAUGUACCCAGAGAGUGCUAUAGACCUGCAUGCUGGCGUCCAUCUUGUGCUCGUCCCCUUCAAACCUCUGGAUCUCAAAUGGCUAGCUAGUGCUUUUUCCUCAGGAGAAAUUAAGCGUACAUACCAAAGAGUCAAGCCCUUCAUUGAAGCUGAUAAAAGCAAGGUCUUAAUACUAAACCCUGCCUUCCUAAAAUAUAUUCACGAUAAAUGGAUGAAGCGCUUUGGAAGGUAUCCAUCCACUGGAUUCGCUGCACUGCUUUUUGCUAUCCAUACGUGUAAACAGGUAUCUGCAUUUGGUUUCGGCGCAGACAGCAGAGGGAACUGGCACCACUACUGGGAAAAGAAUCGGUACGCUGGAGCAUUCCGCAGGACUGGGGUCCACAAUGCCACUUUUGAACUGGCACUCAUUGAGAGACUAGCAGCUGAAGGCAGAGUAUCAUUUUAUAAGUAGCUUGUUCUGGUGCCCCACAGACUUCAAAGUCACUAAUCCAAGAAAGUGAAACCCAAAUCCUGGCCCCAAUGAUGGUCUUUUCAGCCACAAGAGAAGCAAGGUGGAUGGAUUAGAGAUCAAAGCACAGUUCAGCAGCCCAGCGCAGGUAUGUAUGUAUAUACAUAUACAUACACACGUAACACUACUUCUGAACGGAUUACUUUCUUAGCAAGAUGGUCAACUUAAAAUGUUUUUCUUUAAAUUAAAUUUGGACAAUAGAGGCUAUCUCCGAUAGCUGACUUUGUUCUUCUCUUUCAUUGCAUUUUAUGGACAAUAUAGGUUGCUUUAUCCUUGGACAGAGAUUUCAAAAAGCUGAUAUUGACAGUACCUCUCAGGCCUACAUUUGUGCUAAAGCCGCUGUUAUUUAAGUGGUUAAGAAAGGCUAAGUAUAAGGCAGGCAUCCCCAAACUUUGGCCCUCCAGAUGUUUUGGACUACAAUUCCCAUCUUCCCCGACCACUGGUCCUGUUAGCUAGGGAUCAUGGGAGUUGUAGGCCAAAACAUCUGGAGGGCCGCAGUUUGGGGAUGUCUGGUAUAAGGUAUCAAAGGAGCUGGGAAGCAAGCACAGACUACUGAGCAAUAUUCUUGGCUGCAAUGCUAUUUGAUACAGUGUGUUGAAAUAUGAGUAAAAAAAAGCAAAUAUUACACGACUUUAUUAAAACUUUUUCCUGAGAAUUUGGUCCA
Molecule: messenger RNA, 2895 nt
Organism: Zootoca vivipara (common lizard)
Lineage: Eukaryota; Metazoa; Chordata; Lepidosauria; Squamata; Lacertidae
Product: CMP-N-acetylneuraminate-beta-galactosamide-alpha-2,3-sialyltransferase 2
Biological process (GO): sialylation
Cellular component (GO): membrane
Molecular function (GO): beta-galactoside (CMP) alpha-2,3-sialyltransferase activity
Source: RefSeq, a predicted model, not a curated record